GAUGAGGAUGAAUACACAAGGUGGAAGCGCUACGAGCCGGUGGCAGAGAAGGACUCACCUAACGCACUUAAUCUAACACAAUAUUGGAUAGGGCUUCGCGAGCAAUAUCCUAACCUUAGUAGGCUUGCAAUUGACGUACUCUCUAUCCUAGCUUUAAGCUGUGAUUGUGAGCGCAUGUUUAGUGAGCUAGGUGAUCUUCUUGAGCCUCGUCGGCGUAAUAUCGAUCCGUAA
This is a messenger RNA of Bipolaris zeicola 26-R-13, 231 nucleotides long. RefSeq lists its product as uncharacterized. The record is from RefSeq and is a predicted model, not a curated record. Gene Ontology annotation, molecular function: protein dimerization activity. The transcript has a single exon. NCBI's taxonomy places the organism in Eukaryota, Fungi, Ascomycota, Dothideomycetes, Pleosporales, Pleosporaceae. The annotation marks the transcript as partial.